GAGGUGUCAAAUGAGAUAUGUGGGAGCGGAAAGAACGCACCAAUCACAGCGCGAGACUCGGGAUUGUCACUAAACGGCCUGAUAAGAGUUGUCAGCAAGAACAAGGCAUCCCCUACCCCCCAUCCAACAUGGCCGACCCGAUGGAGAUAGAUGAUUCGUUGUACAGUCGGCAGCGGUAUGUCCUGGGAGACAGAGCCAUGCAGCAGAUGGCUCAGUCCUCUGUAUUCCUGAGUGGAAUGGGGGCUCUGGGCGUGGAAGUGGCUAAGAACAUCGUCCUUGCUGGAGUGAAGACAGUCACGUUGCAUGACAGUAAGCAGUGUGACGUCUGGGAUCUCGGCACAAACUUCUUUAUCCGAGAGGAGGACGUCCAGAGCCGGAAGACAAGGGUGGAGGCCGUGCACUCCCGGGUGGCUGAGUUAAACCCGUACGUUCAGGUCAGCGUCUCGAGUGUGGCCCUGAACAACACGGCUGAUCUCAGCUUCCUGCUUAAGUACCAGUGUGUUGUGCUAACAGAGGCGAGUCUAAGUUUGCAGAAGAGGGUCAACCAUUUCUGUCACCAUCAACAGCCUCCGAUUAAGUUUAUUAGCUGUGAUGUGUUGGGGAUCUGUUCGCGAGUGUUCUGCGAUUUCGGCGAGAGCUUCGAGGUGUCGGACCCGACGGGGGAGGAGCCUAAAGAGCUUUUCAUUCAGAAUAUCAGCCAGGAGAACCCCGGUGUGGUGACGUGCAUGGACGGCCGCAUGCACGGCCUUCAGACAGGACAGAGCGUGUGUUUCCGUGAGAUCAACGGCAUGACCGAGCUCAACGGCGCCACACACCAAAUUACAGUUGUCUCUCCAUACAGUUUUGCGAUCUGCGAUACGUCAUCCUUCCAGCCGUAUCUCCAUGGUGGAAUCUUUCGAACGGUCAAGACUCCCAAAACCUACAACUUUGGAACGAUGGAACAACAGUUACACGACCCACAGCUGCUUAUUCCAGACUUCAGCAAACCCGAGGCACCGCUACAGAUCCACGUCACGAUGAUUGCUCUGGACGUCUUCCAGGAACAACACAACAGACGGCCGAAUAUCGACUGUUCGCAGGACUCGGACCUCUUGCUGAAGAUUACCGAGGAGAUCAACGGGACGCUGAAAAACAAAGUGAGCGUGAACCCGUCCUUAGUGAGGUGUUUGUCACGUUGUGCGAGAGGCUGCCUGUCUCCCCUGGCAGCUGCUGUGGGAGGCAUCGCUAGUCAGGAAGUGCUGAAGGCUCUUACCGGAAAGUUCACACCUCUUCAGCAGUGGUUUUAUCUGGAUGCCUUAGAAGUGGUCCAACCCCUCCAGUCUCUUCCUGUGGAGGAGUUUGCACCUCGGGGAGAUCGAUACGAUGCUUUGAGGGCCUGUAUCGGCGAGUCCUUUUGUCUGGAGUUGCACAAGCUUCGAGUCUUUAUGGUGGGCUGUGGCGCUAUAGGCUGUGAGAUGCUGAAGAAUUUUGCACUGCUCGGGGUGGGGUUGGCCAGAUGCUCAGGGGAGGUUUGCAUCACUGAUCCAGAUCUUAUUGAGAAGUCCAACCUCAACCGCCAAUUUCUCUUCAGACCUCACCAUAUACAGAAGCCGAAAAGCAUCACGGCAGCUGCAGUUACGUUAGAGAUCAAUCCCGAGCUCCACAUAGACGCUAACCUGCACAAGGUGUGUCCUGCCACUGAGGAGACCUUCAGCGACGCUUUCUAUUCACGUCUCAAUCUGGUCAUCACUGCGCUGGACAACGUGGAGGCUCGGAGAUACGUGGACAGCCGGAGCGUGUCCAAUCAGAAAGCGUUACUCGACUCUGGGACCAUGGGGACGAAAGGUCACACAGAGGUCAUUGUGCCAAACCUGACAGAGUCAUAUAACAGCCAUAGAGAUCCACCUGAAGAGGAAAUACCUUUCUGCACUCUAAAGUCUUUUCCUGCUGUCAUUGAGCAUACCAUACAGUGGGCCAGGGACAAGUUUGAAAGUGCCUUCUCUCACAAGCCCUCCAUGUACAACAUGUUCUGGCAGAACCACGUGUCUGCUGUGGAUGUAUUACAGAGGAUGAAAGCCGGGGAGAGCAUGGAUGGAGCGUUUCAAGUCAUUAAGGUGUUAAGUCGCCGCCCCACACGCUGGGAGCACUGCCUGGCUCUCGCUCGGCUCAAAUUUGACAAAUACUUCAAGAGGAAGGCACUUCAACUACUGCACUCAUUUCCACUGGAUACACGACUGAAAGAUGGCACUCUGUUCUGGCAGUCUCCCAAACGACCUCCAUCCCCUAUCGAGUUCAAUCUCAAAGACCAGCUGCACUUUGCUUUCGUGGUCAGCACGGCUCGGCUGUUUGCAGGAAUUUACAACGUUCCAUAUUCAGAAAAGAACCUCAGUUACGAGGCUGUGGAACAUGUUUUGACUGAAGUCGAGAUUCCAGAGUACAAGCCGGCAGAGAAGCGUAUAGAGACCGAUGAAACUGUUAAGAAACCUGAUCGGAUGAAGCUGACAGUGAGCAGCGAGGAGGAACGGGAAGCCAUCUCACAUCUGGAGGAGGCCAUCACAUCUGGCUUUACACCAGAGGGUGUGCGGAUGACUCCUUUGCUUUUUGAGAAGGACGAUGACGCGAACGGUCAUAUGGAUUUUGUGGAGUCGGCGUCAGCUCUGAGAGCCCGCGUGUACUCAAUCGAAGCUGCCGAUCGCCUCCAGACCAAACGCAUCGCCGGAAAAAUCAUCCCUGCUAUUGCCACGGCUACCGCCGCCGUCGCCGGCUUGGUGGCAUUGGAACUGAUUAAAGUCACAGGUGGUUAUGGCUUCGAGUCAUUCAAGAACUGCUUCUUUAACCUGGCCAUCCCCGUCGUGGUCCUCACAGAGACGGCUCGGGUCAAAAGGACGCAGAUCAGAGAUGACAUCUCCUUCUCCAUCUGGGAUCGCUGGUCCAUUGUAGGACAUGAGGACUUCACCCUGUCUGACUUCAUCACUGCUGUCAGGGAAAAGUACGGUAUCGAGCCCACGAUGGUAGUUCAUGGAGUGAAGAUGCUGUAUGUACCCAUCAUGCCUGGACACAGCAAGAGACUCAAACUGACUAUGCAGAAGUUGAUCAAGCCUUCAGCAAACAGGAAGUACGUCGACCUCACCGUGUCUUUCGCCCCAGAGACGGACGGAGACGAGGAUCUGCCUGGCCCUCCUGUUCGCUAUCACUUUAGACACGAGAGUGGCGAGAAGGCCUGACACACACGCGCACACUGAUAUUACACCCUCCCUUACCUACCCCUGUGGACCACUAGUGGAGUAGCACUUGAUCGAUCUGUACAUAGUGAAAUUUUUUUGUUUUGUUUUCUACAGGUUCGUAAUUUUAUUGCAUAGCUACGUCUGUGCCGAUGCCUUAAGAAAUAUUGUGCGUCGAUGAUGGUGGCGGUGAUUUAUUAUAUAUUAUUGAUCUCACAGUCGAGGGAAAACAGUGUUUACACUCCUAACUUAAGGCUAACGAUGGCGCUUAUUUUAUUAGUGCAGACGCACAGAGAGAACGAAGGGGGGGGGAGCUGAAAGAAUCAGUUGCUUCCUAACGCAGAUUGUUCAUGAGCGUUUUCCCGUUCAUCCCAGCUUCAGACCUGCAGACUCACUGUGUGACGUGUAAGCUAUUUAUUUCGACGUCACUCGAGACCAACACACGAUGGACUCCUGUAAACUUCAACAUGCGUAACGAUGAGCUCUGAGUAAAUGUACUGCAGCACCGCGAGCGGUGUCGACGGGAGAAAUCCGUUUCGCUUCUGGGAACUCGGCUCAAGCUUGGACACUCGCUCGGAAUUUCCAGCCUGCUGUGAGUUUCUGAUGUAGCACACGGCCCUGAAAAGGAAGUGAAGAAGAAGUUUGUGUGUGUUUUUUGUUUGUUUGUUUGUUUGUGUUUGUCCUUUGCUUCCUUUAAAGUGGCCUGAUGUUCCUUUGCCCGGAGCUUGUAACCAUGAUGUCCUCCAUAUUCGUGACUAAAAUGUCAAACAUUUCACAACUUAAAAAAAAAACAACAGCAGGUAGUUAAUCGUAGUAUGAUAUUACACAACAUGAAUGACUGGAAUAUUCAUUUGAAGGUCCAUUCAAAAAUAAACUUUUCAACCAUG
Molecule: messenger RNA, 4087 nt
Organism: Neoarius graeffei (lesser salmon catfish)
Lineage: Eukaryota; Metazoa; Chordata; Actinopteri; Siluriformes; Ariidae
Gene: uba6
Product: ubiquitin like modifier activating enzyme 6
Exons: 33
Coding region: 18-3203 (1061 amino acids)
Biological process (GO): protein sumoylation
Cellular component (GO): cytoplasm; SUMO activating enzyme complex
Molecular function (GO): SUMO activating enzyme activity
Source: RefSeq, a predicted model, not a curated record